Molecule: messenger RNA, 2811 nt
Organism: Vigna unguiculata (cowpea)
Lineage: Eukaryota; Viridiplantae; Streptophyta; Magnoliopsida; Fabales; Fabaceae
Source: RefSeq, a predicted model, not a curated record
AUGGUUAAUGAUGCAUUCGGGAAUUUUGUAAAUAAUCAUGAGAAUAUGCGACUUGAAUCAAGCCACAUGAUGCCUGAUGAAAUUGCUCAGUAUAUGAAGUUUAUGCAUGAGGGACAACAAAGUUUGUAUGAAGGAUGUGACAAAUAUUCUAAACUUUCUUUCUUGCUCAAAUUGUACCAUAUCAAAUGUCUAUGCAGAAUGACUGACAAAGCAAUGUCAAUGAUACUGGAGUUGUUAGCAGAUGCUUUUGAUUAUGCUAAAAUCCCAUCUUCAUUCUAUGAAGCUAAGAAAAUCAUUAAUAAGCUUGGCCUUCAUUACACCAAAAUUGAUGCUUGCCCAAAUGAUUGCAUGUUAUACUAUGGAGAAGAUAAAGAUAGGGAAUUUUGUAUGAAAUGCAAUGAAUCUAGAUGGAAGAAAACAAAGAAGAGCAAUAGUAUUGUUGGUGUUACUAAAAGACAAAAGAAAGUUCCAGCUAAAGUUUUGAGGUAUUUUCCAUUGAAGCCACGCUUACAACGAAUGUUUAUGUCUUCUAAAAUAGCUGAGCAUAUGCAAUGGCAUGCAUCAAGAAGUACACAUGAAGGCAUAUUAAGGCAUCCAAGUGAUUCUGAAGCAUGGAAGAACUUUGAUCUAAUGAAUCCUCAAUUUGCUUCAGACCCUCGAAAUGUCAGACUUGGUUUGGCUACUGAUGGGUUCAAUCCAUUUGGUGAUUUGAGUACAUGUCAUAGCACUUGGCCUAUUGUACUUAUACCUUACAAUCUUCCUCCUUGGAUGUGUAUGAAGCAAAGUUCGUUCAUUCUUUCCAUGAUCAUUCCUGGUAAAAGAGCACCAGGAAAUGAUAUUGAUGUAUAUUUAAGGCCAUUAAUAGAAGAAUUAAAAGAGCUAUGGAACACUGGGAUUGAAACUUUUGAUUCACAUAAGAAAGAAGUGUUUCAUAUGCAUGCAGCUAUAUUAUGGACUAUUAGUGAUUUUCCCGGUCUUGGAACCUUAUCUGGGUGGAACACACAUACUGGGUUGGCUUGCCCUAGGUGUAAUUUUGACACAACUCCUAAGAAGAUUCAGGGGCACAAAUUUAGAUUAUGCCGCAAUCGUUUUGAUGGAAGUGUGGAAACUAGAAAUCCUCCUUUGAGAAUAUCAGGAACAAAUGUCUUACAACAAAUUCAGAAUCUUAAUAUUGUAUUUGGGAAAGAACCAGAAAUUGAUGAACGGGGGAAAAGACAACGGAAAGGUCACCACCCUAUUGAUGGCCCUCUACAAUGGAGAAAAAAGAGUAUAUUUUUUGAACUUCCUUAUUGGGUGAACAAUUUAUUGCACCACAAUCUAGAUGUUAUGCACAUUGAAAAAAAUGUAUGUGAUAAUGUAGUCUAUACAUUGUUGAACCAAGGUAAAAAGUCAAAGGACAACCUAAAGGCACGAAAUGACUUAAAAGAUUGGGGUGUUAGACCUGAUCUUUGGCCUGAUGCAAAUAACAGAUAUCUUCCGGCUAUAUAUACAUUGACAAAAGAAAAUAAACAUAUAUUUCUGAAAACAUUGAAGAACAUCACUGUUCCAGAUGGCUACUCAAGUAACAUUAGUAGAUGUGUUGAUGUCAAACAAUCUAAGCUUGCAGGAUUGAAAAGUCAUGAUUCUCAUGUUUUAAUGGAGCAACUUUUACCUUUGGCAAUGAGGAAGACGCUCCCUAAAGAAGUGUGCUCUGUUUUAAUUGAUCUGUGUUCCUUUUUUAAGCACUUAUGCAAUAAAGUUUUAAAAGUGGAUGAACUUAACCAAUUGCAAAAUAGAGUUGUUCUUACAUUAUGUCACAUGGAGAUGUUGUUUCCUCCUGCAUUUUUUACAGUCAUGGUUCAUUUGAUUGUGCAUUUGGUGGAAGAUGCCAAGAUUGGAGGACCUGUCCAAUAUAGGUGGAUGUAUCCCAUUGAGAGAUAUUUGGGAAAAUUGAAGUCUUAUGUGCGCAACAAGGCUCAACCAGAAGGCUCAAUAACUGAAGGCUACCUAGCUGAAGAGUCCUUAACCUUUUGUUCUAGAUAUUUAGAUGGAAUUGAGACUAUAUUUAAUCGAAUAAGGCGUGUUGAUGACGAACCUGACACCAUGGCAUCUAGUGUAAGUGGUUUGUUUCCACCAGUUGGAAAACCAGUUGGGGGUUUCACUUACUUCUCUUUAUCAACAAAGGAAAAGUUACAAGCACAUCGUCAUAUAAAGAAUGACUUAAAUGGACCUUACUCAGAUGAUUUAAAGUUCUUAGCUAUGGGCCCAAUUGAUUGUGCAAAACGCUACAAUGCUUACAAUGUUAAUGGCUUCAAGUUUCGUACGUUAGAGAGAGAUCAUGGACUUAAAACACAAAAUAGUGGAAUAUUUGGUACUUUUGGGACAAGGAGCUAUGCAAGUAGCAUUGACAAUCAAAUGCAAUUUGGGGAUGUGCCUUAUUAUGGAAAAUUGGUAGAUAUAAUUGAGAUCAACUAUAAUGGUCGAUUCUCUGUUACUUUGUUCAAAUGUAUGUGGGCUGAUACAACUACUUCUAGAGGGAUUAUAACAGAUGACUUGGGAUUUAGAUUAGUAAACUUUACACGUUUAAUACACAUUGGUGAUAAUGAUGAUGACGAACCAUACAUUCAGGCUGCAGAAGCUCAAAUGGUUUAUUAUGUAGUGGAUGAAUCAGAUAAAAAUUGGAGCAUUCCUGUGCAUCUAAAGCCACGAGACUUAUAUGACAUUGGUGGAGAUAAUGAUGUCACUUUCCAUGAAUGUGAACCAUUUGAACAACAAAAUUUGGAAACUUUAUUUCCAGAUGGAGAAGGGAAUAUACCAUUAACAAGGUCAUAG